UUUUUGUCUUCUUCCUCGCCUCUUGGAACCUGCUUUCCCCUUUAACGGUGAGAUUUGUGUUGUGCUAUCCCGACCCUAUCCUCAAGAACUGCAAAAUGGAGAAGCCCUUGGGAAGGUUCCGAAGGGGUCAUAGAGAAGAAGGCCAGGACCAGAGGAGAGUCCCCGCGCUGCAGAGCAGUGACCUCCCCCAAGGGCGGAGUUCCCGAUCCAUCUAGCCCUCCUUUAUCCUCCCAUCGAGGGAGGAGGCUUGGUCUUCAGCCUGCACACCCCUCAAUUUACCCGGUAGCCUUCGAGGAGAGGACGCCAGACCUCGGACGUCUCUCUCCAUGCAUCCCCGAGGCCGCGGGCUCCCGUAGGCUCCCCGUGUCCCCGAGUUAUAGUCGGGACUCCUCGGUCUCGGGUGAUUGUCGGGUCCCCACGGGCCCGGGUCGCUGGGGCGGAUCAGGUCUCCGCGCCUUCUGAGGGCGCCCGACGAGGCCACAGGCAAGAUGAACAUUCUGGCGCCGGUGCGGAGGGACCGCGUCCUGGCAGAGCUGCCCCAGUACCUGAGGAAGGAAGCAGCUUUGCACGUGCGCAAAGACUUCCAUCCCCGGGUCACCUGCGCUUGCCAGGAGCACCGGACAGGCACCGUGGGCAGAUUUAAAAUCUCCAAGGUCAUUGUGGUGGGGGACCUGUCGGUGGGGAAGACUUGUCUCAUUAAUAGGUUCUGCAAAGACACUUUUGAUAAGAAUUACAAGGCCACCAUUGGAGUGGACUUUGAGAUGGAACGAUUUGAGGUGUUGGGCGUUCCCUUCAGUCUGCAGCUCUGGGAUACUGCUGGACAGGAGAGAUUCAAAUGCAUUGCAUCAACCUACUACCGAGGAGCUCAAGCCAUCAUCAUUGUCUUCAGUCUGAAUGAUGUGGCCUCCCUGGAACAUACCAGGCAGUGGCUCGCUGACGCACUCAAGGAGAAUGACCCUUCCAGUGCGCUUCUCUUCCUCGUGGGUUCCAAGAAGGACCUGAGUACUCCUGCUCAGUAUGUGCUAAUGGAGAGAGACGCACUCAAGGUGGCCCAAGAGAUGAAGGCUGAGUACUGGGCAGUCUCAUCUCUCACCGGUGAAAAUGUCCGGGAAUUCUUUUUCCGUGUGGCGGCGCUGACCUUUGAGGCCAAUGUGCUGGCUGAGCUGGAGAAAUCGGGGGCCCGGAGCAUUGGGGAUGUUGUCCGCAUCAACAGCGAUGACAACAACCUAUACCUAACUGCCAGCAAGAAGAAGCCUGCAUGUUGCUUUUGAGGGAUGAGGGGUUGCUCAGCCCUGGAGCACUGUGCCACCUUGACUCCCCCAGACCUCUACCCCUGGACAUUUGCACUGACUGUUAUUACAGACCAAAGAGCUGCCCCUUGGUGGCGGUAGCCCCAGAGGGGUAGUUGGGACCAUGCUAGUUACUUCCUGCCCCUAGGCACCAUACCAAAGACUGGAUGCCCCCUUCCUCCCGGGGGAUCUGCAGGGUGCCCACGAGUGGAGAGAUGGUCCCUGCUGUUUAUGCUCCACCUGCAGGGCCCUUUGGGUAUGAGGGUGCUUAAUGGUCCCAGCCUUACACCGUGCCUUAUGCAUUAAAUUCUGUUAUUAGCAGU
This is a messenger RNA of Phyllostomus discolor (pale spear-nosed bat), 1612 nucleotides long. RefSeq names its product RAB34, member RAS oncogene family (gene RAB34). Bases 489 to 1271 code for a protein of 260 amino acids. The transcript is spliced from 11 exons. The record is from RefSeq and is a predicted model, not a curated record. NCBI's taxonomy places the organism in Eukaryota, Metazoa, Chordata, Mammalia, Chiroptera, Phyllostomidae. Gene Ontology annotation, biological process: endocytosis; phagosome-lysosome fusion. Gene Ontology annotation, molecular function: GTP binding; GTPase activity.